CAAGAUAUGAUUGGACCACAAAUAAGUCCAUGUCUAAAUGAGAUCGUUUUAGUAAAGGGUCAAAAUUUUACAAUUAGAUGUAAAGGAAAGAGACAUGUACAAGUUAAACAACAAAAUAUCGAAGAAGAAGGUCUCGGAAAUAAAUUCGUAAAGAAAAUAAGGAAUGUAACCUCAGUGGACACGGAAUACUCAUAUGAAACUGUACUCGAUUUAUAUAACGUUGAUCAGUACGCAGUCGGUUAUUAUGCUUGCUACGAUGACACCGUCAACGAGACUGACAUACUAAAUAAUUUAAUGGAAGAACCACCCAACACGGAACAUGUAACCUAUAUUUACAUCUAUGUGAACGGCACUGACAAUCUUCUUGUACCUAUGAGUGAAGUAGUCCAGACGAGGGACAGGAGAAGGGUCAUUCUUGGAUGUAGGCCUACUUCACCAGAUGUUGAAAUUACUUUAAAAGUGCGGAGUAACAAGACAGCAGAUUAUAUAAAGUUCUCACCAAAGAUUGGGUUUUUAGUGAGAGCGUGUAGGCCUCCUUACGAAUGCUAUGGACAACGUGGAAAUGACACUGUUAAGAAACCAUUACGUUGUCAAAAUAUACCAGUUGAUACUCCGAAGAUACACGGAACUGAAUAUUUCUUAGAAGGUGAAACAUUUUCUCUUAACUGCACAGUUGCCUAUCAAAGAAAUCUUCCCGUUGAACUGAAAUGGAAAAUUCCAAGAAAAAUGGAUAAGAAAUUCGUCACCGAGACUACUAACGAAUGUGAUGCUACGGAAGUGAACGUAUUGUACAAUACAAUUACUAUAGUGAAUGCAACUAAAGAAGAUAGUGGAUACUAUUUUUGUACAUCUAGCAACAAUUCCAAUAACAAAACUAAAAAAUUUGAGAAAAAAUUUCGAGAAAGUCCGUUCAUAAAUCUAAGUAAAACAACAAAAGAAGAGAAUGGAAUAGUUGUAACACGAAUAAACCAAAGAAUAAUGAAAUUGCAAACAAAAGUUGAUGGGCAUCCUUUUCCAAAAUAUUAUUUUUUACGAAAUGGCCUCAAUUUACCAUCAAAUGAAUCGAAAUAUUUCGUCGACAAGAUGAUAUUAAGCGGUGAAAUUGGUUUAAAUAUAUUUGACUUGAAUGUGAAGGACACUGCAAAUUAUACUUUGGUCGCUGACAAUGGUUAUGUGAAGAAAAAUGUUACAUUUGAUUUGCGGAUAUCAGUGCCACCAAUGGUCGAGUUUUUACCCAAGUCGAAAACUACGGUAGUAGGCAACAAAGACCAGAACAUAGCAUUGGUUUGUGAGGCGACUGGUUAUCCAUUGCCGACUGUCAGCUGGUAUUUAACUGCAAAUGGCACAGAUAAUGAAUUGACUAAAAGUAAUAACAUUGUCAAAUCAGUAUAUAAAGUAACAUCUAACGUGGAUGUACCCGUGAAAGUUUCCGGUAAUAUAACGUGUGAGGCGACUAAUAGUUACGGAUCUCAUGAAGCGUCGAAGCAAUUGCUAGUUCACGAAAUAGAAGGUGGAUUUGGUAUAAUGGAAAGUGCUACGUGGUAUCCAGAGAAUCAUAACGUCACCCUAAAGUGUGUAGCAUCUAAAUAUGAUUAUAGGAAUUUGACUUGGAUAGAUGGAACUAAUGGUGGAAAUCUUACUGAUUUUGUAAAAUAUUCCGAGAGUCCAUUCUCGCAUGAGGCGAUAUUAAAAAUAAUCGCUGUACCACUGACCAGAUCUGGUUCUUACAUGUGCGUCGGAUAUAGAAAUGAUGGACGUGAAGAAAGCGAAUCUAUAUCCAUCACUAUCGAAGCUAAUCAAGAUACCGUCAUAUAUGAGCCAGAAAUAGACCGGAAUGAAGAGGUGUCAAAUUAUCAAAAUGUUCAGUUUAGUUGCAUCGCCGAGGCUGUGCCUCCACCACAUAUCGAAUGGCUUAAGGACGGCGUUUUGUUGGAGAACGGAACCGACGGCGAUGUGACAAUAGUGAGCUAUUGUACUAAUAAUACAUUAGUAAACUCCACUGUUAUAAUACUGCGAAUGAAAGAAGAAUACAAAGGGAAGUACGAAUGCGUAGCAACCAACAUGUAUUCUUCAGAAGUAAAAGUAAUUAAUCUGCUUUUGGAAGACAAAUCACCAUACACUACCACUUACCUUAGUAUAAUUGGAGUAGUAUUCUUUAUCCUUAUACUAAUAGUAAUUUAUUUGACGUGGAAAAUAAGAAGAGAGAAACGCUUCAGAAAAGAGUUGGCGGCAGCUGGUUUGUUGUACUUCAAGGAAGGUGUUCCUAAUUCAUUGAAUCCAGAUUUGGUAGUGGACGAGCAAGCUGAACUCCUUCCUUACGAUGACCGCUUCGAAUUUCCACCAGAAAAGCUUUUUUUAGGCAAACAGUUGGGCGCUGGUGCAUUCGGAGUGGUGUACAAAGCGGAGGCGCGGGGUAUUAUCAAUGCUGAGGAAACUACGCCCGUUGCCGUAAAGAUGGUAAAGAAGACUGCAGAUAAUAUGUAUAUAAAGGCACUAGCAUCAGAGCUCAAGAUCAUGGUUCAUUUAGGAAAACAUAUCAAUAUUGUAAAUUUACUUGGAGCAUGCACCAAAAAUGUUGGAAAACGUGAACUUAUCGUCAUCGUUGAAUACUGCAAGUUCGGUAACAUCCACAACUACAUGCAGAAGCACAGGGAUGUGUUUAUCGAUCAACUCACUGAUAAUCCUGAGAAGAACCUCGGAAAAGUCAACAGAGGGUAUUCUUGUAGCAGCGCCAGUAGUGGGAUGCAUUCGGAUUAUUUUGGCUCCAAUCACACUCAAGCAACAGAUCAUACAUUCUUGAAUACAGCUAACACCACUAGAUCUGGAAGGAAAGCAUCAGAAGGAUAUGUACAGCCCGAAUGGCGGUCGAACUACGAGAGUGAUUAUAUAUACGACAGCCGCAACCCUCGGCCGUUGACGUCCCGCGACCUGCUAGCGUGGGCGUUUCAGAUUGCUAGAGGCAUGGAAUAUCUUGCCAGCAGAAAGGUACUGCACGGCGAUUUGGCUGCUAGAAAUAUAUUGCUAGCAGAUGAUAAUAUUGUGAAAAUUUGCGACUUCGGUUUAGCUAGGAGUAUUUAUAAAAAUGAUGAAUAUCAGAAGAAAGAAAACAGCCCAUUGCCGGUGAAGUGGCUGGCUAUAGAAUGCAUGAUGGAUAGAAUAUUCUCAACACAGUCGGACGUGUGGUCGUUCGGCAUUGUGCUGUGGGAACUCUUCUCGCUCGCCAAAACACCUUAUCCAAAUAUGAGUCCACAGAGUUUGCUGCAAUGGCUCACUGAUGGACACCGACUAGAGAAGCCGCCGUAUGCAGACGACCGAUUAUACGACGUGAUGAGGAAAUGCUGGGAGCACAAGCCGACUAUGAGACCUUCAUUUACUCAACUCCAAGAACUUCUCGGAUCGUUCCUCGAAGACAACGUUCGAAACCACUACGUGGACCUGAAUUCAUCGUGUAUGGAUACUAAUGCUAAAAACGAGACUCAAGAGGACUACUUGGCUAUGAUGAGCUCACCAGACUACAAUAACCUUGUAACUCCGAGCCCGCAUCACUACGUUAAUGAAGUCAGGAGCUUCUUCCCACCAUCGCCGACGCAAAUACCACAUGAUGAGGAGGGAUAUUUGCAAAUGACGCCCGCUAACAAGAUGCCGUUUAGUCCAAGAGCACAGAGCACGCAAUUCGAUUUCGAUGCACGAAAAAUGAAUACAAGGGCAUCGGAAGCAAGCAACUGUGGCUCAGAGCUGACUCCAAUGUUGACACUGAGCAGUUUGCCCAGGAGUGGCUCCGAGUCAGAUCACGAAGGUAACCAUUCACCAUAUCUCAAUAUGUGCCCGCGCAUCGAAGAAGAGGCCGACGAAGUCUUUUUAGAUACAAAAUCCCAAAAUGCUAGGAACAUACAGAAUAGUGCUGUGACAAAUCCCACUUAUAUCACAUUUGGUGCGGACAUUGAAAAGAAAUCUCAAGAUAUUAACAAUGCUUACAUUAAUAUACCUAAUGGUCUAGUCAAAUGAGUAAAAACUGUACUCAUUAUGUUUUCAACGUUAUGUUUUCAACGUAAAUAUGUGUUGUAAUGUUUGUUAGCAUGGAUCUCCUCCGCUUAGAUGUUUAUUGUGUAACUGGUAUUUAAAGCUCAAUAUUUUACAAUUACAUUCAAUAAUUACAAUUUAUUCUACAUAUCCUUCGAGUAAAAAACUACAGUUUCUAAUUCUUUCCCGGAUUUCUGUAAUCUCAUUCAUAUAAUGUCUCAUCAUCUCAUGUAUAUUAUAUUCAGAGUAUUGAUACGACAAAAGCAGUACAUGAUGUAUAAUCAGUGUGGUUUUUAUUAUUUAUUAUGGUGUGGUUAAUUUAUAACCUUUUAAAAACUGCUUGUCCAUUAGGACCCUGUGUUGGUUACUUUCUGCAAUAAUUGUUAUUGUAAACAUCAAAUGUACAUCGAUAUUUUAUGUUUCUUAUGAAUUUCAUCGGAAUCUUGAGUAGGAUAGAUAGCAUGAUUAAAGUAUGAUCAAUAAUAAUAAUGAUGCUCUUGUAAAUAAAAAAGGGAUAGAUAUGGAACGAAUGAUGUUAUAUUUUGUGGUCAAGCACGAAUCAAGUCUUUAAGAGUCAAUUAUUAUAAUCAUUUGCAAUUACUUAAAGUAUCUAUACACUAUGAAUCAAUUUCUAUAAAUGCUAGUUGGAGAAAUCAAGUCAGAAAAUAUUUUAUAAUAUUUUACGAAAAUUAAUGGAAUCAUCACAGUCGAUAAUGGUUUCUACUAAAACCGUUACUUCUUGAAUUAAAUUAUAAAAUAUGUUGUUAUUGAAAACUAAAAUGCGUAUAAACCUAUAUUUGUUUAUAAAUAUACUUUGUUUAUUAAUUAUAAUUAUACCCACCAAAAAAAGAAAAAAAAAUAUAUAAACUGUCUAUUAAUUACUUUAUCAUUCCUUUAUUUAACAGUUGUGUAUUGUGAGGAAAAAAUACUUAUUGAAAAUGGUAAUAGUUACAAAAUAUUUUAUGUAUGGAUGUCUACGUAUAUUAUAUAUCAUAAUAUAUAAUUUUAAUAACUUGAUAACGAUGUGGAUAAUAAUGUUUAAACACGGGUCACUGCAAACUGCUUGUUUUAUUAUUACGAACUCAUAUUUGUAUAUCAAUAAUGUAUUAAUGGAAUAUCAGUUAAACAAAAAAUAAUUAUGUUUCUUAAAGUGAUAUUUAAAUUGCCCAUCGAUGUAAAUAAACCAUAAAAUACUGUAUGCUUUGAUAAGAGCAUUCAGUAUUUCUGUAGGUAUAUUAGGUUAACAUAAAAUAUAGAUUUUUUUAAAGAGCUAAUUUUUAUUAUAUAUUGUAUAUGUACACGUGUAUGUGUCUAGUCCAUAUUAAUUGUAGUACUUGAAAUAUUGAAUGGCAUUAUGUUACCAACGGUUUAAAAUUGGGUGAUCUAAUUAAAUUGUAAGGAAAUAAGUAGAUAUUAAAAAUAUUUCAAUAUUGUUUUUAUAAUAUUGAAUUUAAGAUUGGGCAGUAUGUACAGCCAACUGUAGUAUAGUCAACAUCAAUAGUAGUUAAGCGCAGGUUAUAAUAAUUGAUAAAUAAUCAUAAUUAUAUAAAAUAACUCGAAUGUACGUUUUUAUAUUCAACAUGCAACAAAUCUGUAUUGCAUAAAAAAAAAUUAAGCACCAACUUCUUCAUUAAAUAUUAAUUGACGAUGACAAUUUUGGCAUAAACUUUAAUGGCUGUCGAUUUUUAUUACUCGAAUUUGUAAUAGAAGUAAUUAUAUUAAUGAGUAUUUGUUUCUAUUUUGCUGAAUGUUUUCCAUGUGUAAUAUGUAUGUAUUAGUGUAUAUCGUAUGAAAUUUCCUAUCAAAGAGUCAAGAUUUAUAAAUAUUUUUCUUUAAAUACAUGAUUAUAUUACUUAAAAAUCUAUAUUUAUUACAUGUAACGAAAAGAAAAUAUUAUAUGUAGCGCAUGCAGUAAUUAAAAUUAUUUUCCAAAUAAGUACUAGAUAUUCAUACAAAAUCUAGAAAAUGUUUAACUGAUUGUAUAGUCAUGAUCAGAGUACUAUGUAUAUUACAGAUUAUAUAUGGCACCCAUCAGCACUUACAAAUCCUUAUGCGUUAAGGACAUGUUGAGUGUCAAACAUUGCGCUCUAGUUCUCGUUUUUCCCCUUCGAACGCAAACACAAACACGAUAAAUAUUGUCAAUUCAAAAGUACAUUUUUUAGAGAAUUUAUUUUCGUUUAACUAUUUUUGAUGUUGACUGUAUCUAUAUUAUAGACUGAGUUGGAAUAUAAAAAGCGAUUUAUUUUAUAAUAAUGAUGUAAGUGAUUUAAUAGAUACAGUAAUAUCUAUUUUUAUAUAUUAAAUAUUUAAAAAUCCUGUAACUACGUUAGUAAUGCCUAUAAAAAUAAAUCAACAAUUUGUACGAGCAAUGUUAUAAAGAUCGAGCCAGUGAGUGUAGAAAGGAGACAACAUACGUGUGAUAUCACACCUAACGGAGAUACGUUGGAUAUUUUAUAAUUUGUUUAUUUUUAUUAAACAUCGAUUGUUAUGUUUAUUUUCCUUGUUAACAUUGCUUAGUUUAUUAGAGAAUUAAGUAUCGAUUCGAAUUAUUAUAAAAUUGGCUUUCAGUCGAAUUAUUAUUUCUUGAAAAAAAAAAUGUGUCUGAAGGUAUGAAAUAAAAAAAAUAACGUGUAAA
Messenger RNA from Galleria mellonella (greater wax moth), 6655 nucleotides. It is a transcript of the gene Pvr, whose product is annotated as vascular endothelial growth factor receptor 1. The record is from RefSeq and is a predicted model, not a curated record. Lineage: Eukaryota; Metazoa; Arthropoda; Insecta; Lepidoptera; Pyralidae. Gene Ontology annotation, cellular component: signaling receptor complex. Gene Ontology annotation, molecular function: ATP binding; transmembrane receptor protein tyrosine kinase activity. Gene Ontology annotation, biological process: cell surface receptor protein tyrosine kinase signaling pathway; protein phosphorylation; positive regulation of kinase activity.